Molecule: messenger RNA, 985 nt
Organism: Arachis ipaensis
Lineage: Eukaryota; Viridiplantae; Streptophyta; Magnoliopsida; Fabales; Fabaceae
Source: RefSeq, a predicted model, not a curated record
UUCGCCGCAAAUUCGCAACACCAACGAAACGAUACCUCUUGACAAAAAAAAAAAAAAAACGAAACCUGAACGAAGCAUUAGCUUAGGCAUCGAUAGCAAUGGAAGACAGUUUCAGAGUCCGCGUCGACAAAGCCUUCGGUUCUCUUCCUCUUUCUUCAACCUCCCCUUCUUCUCUCUCCUUUCUCUGGUUCCUCGCCGACGACGAAAUCAACUCCACACCCUCCAACCAAUCCGAACCUAAACCCGACCCUACACCCUCCGCAACCUCCUCUUUUUCUUCCAGCUUCCGGGUUCAGCUAGAGAAUGACCUCGAUAAUCUCAACGACAAAGACGACGAUAACGAAGAUGGUGACGCGGGGUUUCGUCGUACUCAGCUCAAACCCGACGAUUACGACGAUGAACAGUGGCAAAUUAGGUCUGGUAUUGGCCUCGAUUGCACCCUUGAUCACGAGGAAGAGGAAGAUAAAUAUGAUAAACAAGCAAUUGGGAAAGAGAACCAGGGGGAUCGAGUUUAUAUGAAGGAUAUAGCUGAAUUUUCUUGUCUUACUCCGCUGAAGCUUCUUCUUGACGUUGUUGAUGCUCCAUUAGCAGCCAAUAUUGAUGCAGUUAGAGCUCCUCACCACCAACAUACACAAAGAAAUGCAAUCAAUUUAAGGAUUACGGCCAAACACGAAACGACGUAGUUGGGAUAGGAUAGGAACAAACUGAAGAAGAUGCAGAACUCUAAUUAAAACACUAGUGAACAUCAAAUAAAUAGUAAGUUGGGAUAGGAUAGGAACAAACUGAAGAAGCGAAGAUUGAUUCUGCUUUUUUUUUGUUGACUUUGAGUUUGACUUUGCAGAUGUGUCAACAUGCUAGAGCUUGUACACAUGAAAACCCUUAACUAAGGGCAAGCAUGAGAUCAAUUGUGGUAGCAUUAAUGACACUUUCAUCAGCAAGUGAGGAUUGGGAUGUUGGCUCUUUUUAUGAAAACCAAGCUUUGGUG